Molecule: messenger RNA, 2631 nt
Organism: Mugil cephalus (flathead mullet)
Lineage: Eukaryota; Metazoa; Chordata; Actinopteri; Mugiliformes; Mugilidae
Gene: angptl3
Product: angiopoietin-like 3
Exons: 7
Coding region: 133-1551 (472 amino acids)
Biological process (GO): triglyceride homeostasis; phospholipid homeostasis; cholesterol homeostasis
Source: RefSeq, a predicted model, not a curated record
UGCUGGUCUCACAUCAUUUCACAAGCAAGGAAGUCUGGCUUAUAAGCAGAGGGAGAGAAAAGGAGCAUUGAGAAGAGAGGAAAGCAAGAGCGGCAAGUACCGAACGAUCCGGGAUCGGAGAAGAAAAUCGCCAUGAAGCUAUUUUGCGUUUUGCUUUUCCUGAACGGCUUCACCGCCGCCAUCUGUCUGGAAACCUCAGACAGACAAGAGUUCGCCACCGUUCCUCCCCAGGCGUUCACCACAGCGCCGACCCCGACUGAGGCCAAGUCCCGCUUCGCCAUGCUGGACGACGUUCGCCUCCUGGCGAACGGCCUCCUCCAGCUGGGGCAGAGCCUACGGGAGUUCGUCCAGAAGACCAAGUCCCAGAUCAACGACAUCUUCCAAAAGCUGAACAUCUUCGACCGCUCCUUCUACCAGCUCUCGGUGGUCACGUCGGAGAUUAAGGAGGAAGAGGAAGAGCUGAAGAAGACCACCAGUUUCUUGAAGGCCAACAACGAGGAAAUCAAGAACCUGUCGCUGGAAAUCAACUCCAAGAUCAACAACAUCCUGCAGGAGCGUACCCAGCUGCAGAGCAAAGUGGGGAGCCUCGAGGAGAGGCUGAAAGGCUUGUCACAGAGCAUGAUUCCUGCUGACCAGCUCAGUGAAAUCACAACGCUAAAGGAAGUAAUCCAAGCUCAAGAGAAAACGAUCACCAGUCUUCUGGACGCUGUGAGGGAGCAGCAUGAUCAGCUCGAUCACCAGAAAGUCAAGAUUAAGAACCUGGAGGAAAAGCUCAGCUACGACGCUUUUCAAGACACGGUUGAUAAGCCGUCGGAUCCUGACCACGCCGCUGCCGACAUGUUCGAAUAUCUGACGGAAAACUCAACCGGCCGGGAUGCAAAUUACUUCCCCAUGGACUGUAGUGAGUUGUUUAACAGAGGAGAGGCAAACAGUGGGAUCUAUGUGAUCAAGCCAAACCAAUCAGAGCCAUUCAACGUUUACUGUGAAAUGGGUUCAGAUGGGGGUUCAACUGUCAUCCAGCGCAGGGUUGACGGUUCAGUGGAUUUUGACCAGACAUGGGAAAAGUACGGAAAAGGUUUUGGAGAUCUGGAAAAGGAGUUCUGGCUGGGCCUGAAGAAGAUCCACAGCCUCACACAACAAGGGGUUUACAUCCUACGCGUCGACGUGGAGGACUGGAAGGAGGAAAAACACUGGGCUGAGUACCGCUUCUCGCUGGACGGUCCCUCUAAGGACUACACGCUGCACGUCAGCCACUUCUCGGGCGACCUGCCUGACGCCAUGGCCAACAGCACCGGCAUGAGAUUCACCACGAGAGGCAGAAAUAACGACAACCAGCAAAGCUCCAGCUGCUCCCGGAAUUACACAGGUGGCUGGUGGCUCAGUGCUUGCGGCGAAACCAACCUCAAUGGAAGGUACUUGUGGCUUAAGGCGAAGGGACGGUCCGUGAGAAGGAAAGGCAUUUACUGGAAGCCCGGCACAGGGUCCUCCUACCACCUCAAGAUGACCAAAAUCACCAUACGUCAGGUCCCACCAGCCGACGGCUCCAACUGAACCCAGCGGCUCAUUGCUUUUCAUACAUUUCUCAGAUGCAUUGAUCGACAAAGGGUUCCAUAUAAAGAAGAAGCAAAGUAAUGCAGGCUUUACGUCCACAUCAAAUGUAUCUGCAAUGUUAAGACGAUCGCUUCCUAGCACCAUUUGUUCAGGGGUUGGUGUUGUCCAAUAGACAGCAGGCCAAAAAAAAAAAAAAAAAUCAGAAGUCAGAAAAUGCUUAAGUCAGAAAACUGAUGCAAUGAUGCAACCGUGACAUGUAGGUUGUUAACCUUCUGGGUCUGAUCCAGCGAGGACAGUAAAAAUGGCAUUAUGCAACGCCUGCAAUCACUUGCUAAACAGACAUAUUGAUCCAAUUCAGCAAAGCGAUUCAGUGGCAGCUGCAAAAUGCCACAGUACUGUAGCAGAACUAGGCAGAGAUUAGAAACGCUAAAACUGAGAUAACUUAACCACCUUUUAAGUGACAGUACAUUUACAUGACAGCUUCGGUGUCCGCUGAGAUAUUUUAAACUGUAUUUUAUAAUUGUGAUGUGAACCCGCAUGUUACCAGGAACAACAGUCAUAACUACAAAAAAUGUUAGUUCAUGAAGCAUGCAAAUUUAUAUCAGUCAGGGCUCAAGAGAUACACUGCAUCGCCGAUAUCGGAUAGAUCACCAUACUGCUACCAUUUUUGUCUAGUGAAGCUUUCUACAUUAUUUUCCUGGUAUUUAAGAUGGAAAAUUCCUCAUUUCAUGGACAAAAAAAACUAUAAAGUGGUACCAUUUCAGCAGUCUUGGUGCAAAGCUUUGGCCGUGCACUGUUGAGUUCUUCCUCUGUCUGUUCUGUGUUUUGUUUUUCUAUUCUGUAAAGUAUUUAAACCAGGCUCAUGCUACUAUAUGAUGUACGCUGGUAUUUUUGCGAAACAUAAUUUCUGUGUAUUUCCUAUGUUACUGAGUCAUAUUGACUUUUUUUUUUCCAUUACCACAACAUAACUCGCUGUGUUGUACAUGCGUCUCAUGCUAACAAGUCAUUGUGGAAAUUAGCUCCAUGUGCUAACGAACCAUAUUUAUGAAGAUGAAAUAAAUCAACAUCUGUCCAACAUAA